Messenger RNA from Candidula unifasciata, 186 nucleotides. Lineage: Eukaryota; Metazoa; Mollusca; Gastropoda; Stylommatophora; Geomitridae. The record is from the annotation of a GenBank genome assembly.
GCCUGGAUGUGUGGGGGUCGGUUGGAAAUAAUCCCCUGUUCGCAUGUCGGACACUUGUACAGGCCGCGUUUUCCAUACACAUUUGGUAAAACGCAGUAUGUGCUUCAAAAAAACUGUCUCCGGGUAGCAGAGGUGUGGAUGGAUCAAUAUAAAGUCUUUUUUCACAACAGGAUUUCCGCUGCAAUG